Molecule: messenger RNA, 844 nt
Organism: Arabidopsis lyrata subsp. lyrata
Lineage: Eukaryota; Viridiplantae; Streptophyta; Magnoliopsida; Brassicales; Brassicaceae
Exons: 2
Coding region: 71-844 (257 amino acids)
Source: RefSeq, a predicted model, not a curated record
UUCUUAUCUACUUUACUUUGCUUAAUGACUUGCUGGAUUUUGCUCUGUCUGUCUGUUUAAGGUCUUUGUCAUGCAUUACAAUGAUUUGCCAGAAGAAGAGGAGGACAUCUUUGGAGACAACAUUCAAGAUGAGGAAUAUGUGGAGCCACAAUUAGAUGAGAAUGUUCUUACAUUGGAACAAAAAGUGAAGUUGGAUGAGCUUUACAAGGAAAAUCCAACAUUGACGAGGAGUGACUUAGCGGCUUUGAUUCGGUUGAACCUCUUAUCAUUGCGGGCAGCACUUGAAGGAAGGGAACUCACAUUCUAUGAGAUUAGAGAAGCUCAUGCCCUUGAAAAGGUAAUAUAUUGGGUUCCACCAAGUGAACUAGAAGGUACAUGCAAUUCAACCUUUGAAAUUUAUGAUUUUGAAGAUAUCCAUAUGCCUUGCAUUGAAGAUAUGACUUCUAGUUUGCAUACUCCCUUUCUCAUCGAUGAAUGCUAUGAUUUGAUAUGUGAGUCUCAACGUCUAGACAUUUUAAGAGCAGAAAACGUUUCUAGGGAUUACCAUGAAUUAUGUUUUGAUAUUGAAUAUCAUUGUGCUUUGAAUGUUCAUGAUCUCGAGUUUAAGUUUUCAAUGCCUGAAUUGUCUAGAUCCCUUCUUGAAGAAUCUUACCUAGGAGUUGUGCUUGAUAUUGAUAAGAUUUUGCAUGAGACUGAGAACACCGAGGUAGAUUAUAUGGAUGGAGAUGUUGUGCUAUAUGAGAUUAAUGGGGAUGAAGUUGAUUAUUUUGUUAAAACUUCGUUUAAACCUGAAAUUGACUUUAUUUUCCCAUUAGAACCAACCGGAUCUCAUAAGCUAAAGUAG